AUGUCAUAUUAUGAAAAAGAGUUUGUAGUACGUGCAUCAAAAGCUAAAAAUGGUCCCACAAUGGCUCACAAAAUACGAGCAGUUUUGAAAGGAGGAUAUGAAUAUGUAGGGGCGAAGGUAACAGACUACAAAAACUUGAGGAAAGGAGUAAAUAGAAUAUUAUGUUACAAGGAUGCUCAAAUAAUGAUAAACAAAAUGAAUGAUCGUAGAGAUCAUUACCCAAAUUAUUCAUUUGAGUUCCUAUGUGAUGGAGAUCUGUUGCCUGCUAUGUUUUGGACAGAUGAAAGAGAAAAGUGUUUUUAUGCAGAGGUUGGAGAAGUUAUAUCUUUUGAUGAAACUUUUAGAACAAACAAGUAUAAAAUGGUAUUUGUUCCAUUCACAGUAGUUGACCACUACAAGAAAUCAGUUACUGUUGGUGUUGGGUUGCUGAGUAGAGAGACAAUUGAGUCGUAUGAAUAG
Molecule: messenger RNA, 459 nt
Organism: Lactuca sativa (garden lettuce)
Lineage: Eukaryota; Viridiplantae; Streptophyta; Magnoliopsida; Asterales; Asteraceae
Product: protein FAR1-RELATED SEQUENCE 5-like
Source: RefSeq, a predicted model, not a curated record